Myotis davidii is the source of this 1798-nucleotide messenger RNA. Its product is annotated as probable inactive 1-aminocyclopropane-1-carboxylate synthase-like protein 2. Lineage: Eukaryota; Metazoa; Chordata; Mammalia; Chiroptera; Vespertilionidae. Gene Ontology annotation, molecular function: transaminase activity; pyridoxal phosphate binding. The record is from RefSeq and is a predicted model, not a curated record. Bases 1 to 1785 code for a protein of 594 amino acids. The transcript is spliced from 15 exons. Gene Ontology annotation, biological process: amino acid metabolic process; biosynthetic process.
AUGAGUGGAAACAGAGACCCACGUCCAGGCCAGCCUCCUAAGGCCAAAACUAAAUGCCAGAAUGUGAGUCACCAAUCAGACACCCUUCACAGGCCCCACCCCCGGGUGAUGCAAGUGAUCCAGCGUCUGCAGAAGAUCAUAAAUGAUUACAUCCUGCAGCUGGAGAGCAGGCACCAGCAGGAGGACCUGGAGCAGGAGAAGCAACAGCACAGCCAGAACAUCAGGGACCAGGAAGCCAUCCUCGUCCAUUUAAUGUGUGAGGUGGUCAACCUCUUACACUCUGGAGCCUCAAGUAGCCUGGAGCUCCAACUGCCUCGCCUUCCCCUGGACUCAAGGGGCGGUGCUGGAGGUGGUCAGCAGGCCCAGUCAUCCAGGGAGCCUGACCAGCUAAGUCACCAACUGAGUGAUUCGGAAACUGCAUUUAUCAGCUGUUAUCUAUCCAACCGUGGGAUUGACGUCUCUGCCUUAUACCAGUCCAACUUCCAGGACUUCAUAGCCUACCAAGGAGACAAAAACCAUGAGGAUAAGAACACCUUGGGCUUCAUUAACCUUGGCCUCAGUGAGAACAAACUCUGCAUUGAUCUGCUGACUGAAAGGUUGAGUCGGAGUGACAUGAACUACAUUGAUGAUGACCUUCUGCAAUAUCCUGAUUGGAGUGGACAUGCAUUCCUGAGGGAAGAAGUAGCCCGGUUCCUGACCUACUACUGCAAGGCACCUGACCUGCUUGAUCCAGAAAAUGUGGUUGCUCUCAAUAGCUCCCUCUCUGUCUUCUUGACCCUGACCAUGGUGCUGUGUGAUGCAGGUGAUGCCUUUCUGAUCCCCACCCCCUUCUAUUCUGGCUUCACAUUAACUGCCCGCCUGUAUUCAAAAGUUGAGCUGAUUCAUGUCCACCUGCUGAGGAAGAUCACUGAGGCGGACACCCAGCCAUUCCAGCUGAUCGUGGACAAGUUGGAGAAAGCCCUGCUGGAGGCUAAGUUUAAGGGGAAAAAGGUCAGAGGUCUUGUUCUCUUCAACCCCAAUAAUUUUAUGGGGGACAUCGACAGUUUGGCCUCACUGAAGGAAUACCUGGAAUUUGCCAAGAGGCACAACCUACAUGUGAUUAUUGAUGAGACUUCCAUGCUGUCUGAGUUUCGUGCGUCCAUCCCAUUCCACAGUGUUCUGAACAUGAGAAGUUUGCCUGACCCCAACAGGACCCAUGUGAUCUGGGGCACCAGUAAGAGUUUUGGCAUCUCUGGCUUCCGUUUUGGCACUCUGUACACCCACAACAAGGAGGUGGUCUCUGCUAUUGGCGCUUUUGGCUUCCUCCACGGCAUCUCUGGCAUCACCCAGCACAAGCUGUGUCGGCUGCUCCAGGACAGAGAAUGGAUUGACAACGUGUACCUGCCCACUAAUCGCUCCCGGAUGCAGGAAGCUCACAGAUACAUCACCAACAAGUUGAAGACAUUGAAGGUCCCUUUUCUCAGUCGUGGCUCUGGCCUCUAUAUCUGGGUCAACUUGAAAGAGUACCUGGACCCAUGCACAUUUGAGGAAGAGCAGCUCCUUUAUCGCUGCUUCCUGGACAACAAGCUCCUAUUGGCCCCUGGCAAGGCCUACAUGUGUAAGGAGCCUGGCUGGUUCCGCCUCACCUUUACGGAUAAGCCCCUCCGCCUGAAAGUCGCCAUGCAGCGGUUCUCUGAGGCGCUAACCGAUAAGAAGCAGAAAUGGAUAGAGAAACAACUGGAGGAUGCACUGGUGGAAGAGUGUCCUCCCUGUCCACCAGGCGCUCCAGCUCAUCCUCCUUCAUAAACAUGGAUACCUC